AUGUUUCUCCCGUCAAGCACCUGCGUCAAAGACGAAAAGCUGAAGGAUAAUUCACCAAUGAAGCGGGACCUCUCAACCGAGAACCCAAGUACCAAAUCCCACCACUACGCAUCCUCAAUCACAAAUACCAUCCAGAUCCGGGAGAUUUUCUCCGAGAUCCGCUCCACAAUCACAUCCGACAUCGACGUCCUCGUCAUCACAAGUGCAGCGUAUGCCGCAAGUGCCGCCAACAGCCUCCAUCUCCCGUCCCAGGUACACGCCGUCAGCUCCGAGACAAACUUCCUCGACAACUGCAAUCUCGUCAGAGACUUCUUCGUGAACGCGCCCGAGCCCGACAAGGACAAGGUCAUCCCGGACAUCUCGACCGCGGCCGCCCACGCCCUGAUGCCCUAA
This is a messenger RNA of Letharia lupina, 393 nucleotides long. RefSeq lists its product as uncharacterized. The record is from RefSeq and is a predicted model, not a curated record. The transcript is spliced from 2 exons. Lineage: Eukaryota; Fungi; Ascomycota; Lecanoromycetes; Lecanorales; Parmeliaceae. The coding region runs from base 1 to 393 and encodes 130 amino acids.